AAAAAUUGGUUUCGAUUCUGACACUGCUGAACUUUGGGAGCAAAAACUAUAGUUUCUGCCCCAAGUAUGAAUAUAGAUGAUGAUGAAUCCAUUGCAUUACAAAUGAACCUUGAGGCUGAUGCAAGACUACAGAAUCGGCAGAUAGAAGUGUUGGAACAUAGACGAUUUGAUGCUGCUUUAGAACAAGACUUAGAUUCAGAAAAUGUUGUAGUUGAUGAUGAUGAUGCCCUGGUAGAAGAAGCAGAAGAUGGUAUGGUAAAUCAUGCAAUAGCUCUGAGCCUCCAAGACAACGGAACAACUGAUGAAGACCUUGAUGCUGUACUCGCACUAAGCCUUCAAGAGGAAGAAACCAUUGAUGUUUCAAAAUUUGAUCAUGAUUAUAUGGUCCUACAAGAAAGCAUAAUUCAAAAUUUAAAUAGAAAAAGACCUCGCCUACAAGAUACCCCAGCCAUGUCUACCACACCAGCAUAUACAACUCUAGAUGAGAGUGAUGAUGAGAAACAGUCUGUUGAGAGUGAUAUUGAAGACAGAGAUUGUGUCAUUGAAGAUGCCCCAGUCAUAUGUACCACACCAGCAUAUACAACCUUAGAUGAGAGUGAUGAUGAUAAACAAUCUGAUGAGAGUGACAUCGAAGACAGAGAUAGUGAUGGUAACUCUGUACAAAGUGAGAUUGAAGAUAGGGACAGUGACGAUAACAGCUCAGUAUAUGAUAGUGAUCAAGAUUUUGACCAUUACCGAUCUGAAAGUUCUGUAUCCAGAGAUUCAGAUGCUGAUUCAGUGAACUCUGAUGAGAUAUAUGCUGGAGCUGAAUCUGACAAUGAGAAUAAAGAAACAGAAAAUGAUUCUGAUGAUGCCGAAGUUGCUUUGGCAAUAGGUGGGGCUGCCAUAGCAACUGGCUUCAUGAAAACAGUUCGCUUAGAUAACAUUAUGAAACCUGUCCCAUUUAAUAAAUAUGGUUUCCAUGGCAAUUCGACAAUUGAUAAAAAUUUUCGUGGGAAGUACAAACUAAUUGAUAUUGGAUGUGAAAGAAACUCUAAGGAGGAAUAUGAUAAAGUCAGGUUGGAGUUUGAGCAAUUCCCAUUCACAGUGAAGACAAUUGAAAGGUUGCAGAAUAUAACAAGUGCAAAAGACUAUUUAUAUGAAAGGGCGAAGAUGAUCAAUGAUGGCCAUAGUGAUGAUUCAGUGAGGGAGGUGUAUUUGUACCAUGGUACCUCAGCUGAGAAGAGUGUCCUCUGUGAGGAGGGCCUUGACUCAAGACUAAGCAGAAAAGGACAUUUUGGCAAAAAUGGAAUAUAUUUCAGUGAUGAUCCAUCAAAAUGUGCCAGCUAUUCCAAGAAAGGAAAAAAGAAGAAGAGAAAAGUGGAAUAUAUGUUGAAGUGUAGGGUACUGCUUGGUGAUGUUAAGGAGUACAAACCUGGUCAGAAGGACUUAAAAUUGAAACGUGAACCGCAAAAAGAAAAUGUUAAAGAUGGUGGGAGAAAGUAUUAUGACUCUGUAAAGGGAAAACCAAAGGACUUCAAUGAGUUUGUGAUCUACAACAGUAGGCGAGCACUUAUAGACUAUGUCAUAACUUACACAAAAGGCAGUCAAUCCUCUAAAAAACAGAAUGCACCUAGCAGCACUGUCACCCAACAUGGCUCCCAGGCUAUGGCCGCCAGCCCACAAAACGACAUCUUAUAUAGUGAUGAUGAUGCAGACACCCAAGCAAACCUGCAGAUAAACCCAGCUGUGAAGGAUUGGAUGCUUUCCACAAUAAGGUUGCCCAAGGUGGAUAGUCAAACUAAGACCCCAGAUAUAACUCCUCAGGAUGGAGCAAGAAGUAUUGACACUUCCCCACCUCCAGUUGUGACACCUCAGCCAGGUGUGACACCACCCAAGCCUGUUAGAAGAUCACCAAUAAUAUUUCAAACAGAGGAAGACAGGCAUGCUAUAGAAUGUGUACGUGCAUUACUGAUAUCUGAGUUCUGUGAGAAGACUGGAGUUCUCUACCACAUAGGAAGACAGUACAUAAACAAGGCCAACAUGGACCUUGACAAAGCCCUCGAGAUCUUUGUGAAAGAUAGAACAAAAUAACUACUCAAGAAUAUUAUUUCAGAGUCACCAGUUGUGAUGACACAGGAAGAUAGGUUGGCCAUAGAAAAAGUGCGUGCAUGCCAAAUAGCUGAUUUCUGCAAGAUAACUGGGGUGGUUAAUUCAUCAAUAGCAAGACAUUAUGUCAAUCAGGCAGAUAUGGACCUUGAUGUUGCACUCAAUAUGUACUAUAC
Messenger RNA from Owenia fusiformis, 2264 nucleotides. The record is from the annotation of a GenBank genome assembly. NCBI's taxonomy places the organism in Eukaryota, Metazoa, Annelida, Polychaeta, Sabellida, Oweniidae.